AUGGCUGGAGAAAGUGAAAGUUUCGCCGUUGAGAAGACGGACCAAGAGUGGAGGGCUGUCCUGUCGCGAGAACAAUUCCGUAUCCUCCGUCAAAAGGGCACAGAAGCACCGGGUUCCGGUGAAUACGACAAAUCCUUCGGCUCUGGCACUUACAAUUGCGCCGCUUGUGACUUCCCCCUUUACAAAUCAACCACUAAAUUCAAGAGUGGUUGCGGAUGGCCUGCAUUUUAUGAAGGUAUCCCCGGUGCUAUCAAGAGAAACGAAGACAGCAGUUUUGGGAUGGUGAGGACUGAGAUUGUGUGUUCUAAUUGUGGGGGACACUUGGGACAUGUGUUUAAGGGAGAGGGGUAUUCUACGCCAACAGAUGAGAGGCAUUGUGUCAACAGUGUCAGUUUGAAGUUGGAGAAAGAGAAAGAGGAAAGCAAAUAA
Orbilia oligospora ATCC 24927 is the source of this 429-nucleotide messenger RNA. RefSeq lists its product as uncharacterized. Gene Ontology annotation, molecular function: peptide-methionine (R)-S-oxide reductase activity. Gene Ontology annotation, biological process: response to oxidative stress; protein repair. The transcript has 2 exons. NCBI's taxonomy places the organism in Eukaryota, Fungi, Ascomycota, Orbiliomycetes, Orbiliales, Orbiliaceae. The record is from RefSeq and is a predicted model, not a curated record. The coding region runs from base 1 to 429 and encodes 142 amino acids.